AUGAAACAGAUGAUUGAUUUGGCAAUUAUAGGAGCUUUAGGUAAGAUAAACAAUAUAUUACGUACACAAGUGAAGCGAUAAAUCGAUCUGCUAUUUAUACACCAACGUCUUAUAUUUUGUAACCUAUCGUUAAUUAGAGAUACUUAAAAUAAAUAUAAUAAUGAAAAUUCAAUGACAGACCGCCUGGAAGAUAAAAUGUUACGUAAAUAAACAUCGCUUACACGUACACCCGGAGCUAAGGGUGCUCGAAAGCGUAACAGAGAAGAAAACUAAACAUGGAUCUACUAUUAUAAAGUUUGCCUAUAUGUAUUAUUUUGUUUAGAAUUUUUAUCAUGUGCUUGUGAACACUAUUCUAUACUUCAAUGUAACACAAUGUGGAUAGAAAAAGACAAAUAAAAGGUACUUAACGCGAUAAAAAGCAGCCCUGACAUCGAACGUAGAUGAAGGUUUUCACGUUAUCGUUUGAAAAGUGUUUUUUUAUACGCUUCGAAUAUUUUUAUUGAAAUAAUGCCGAAACGAGCCACCUUAGUUUGGGAAAAGGGACGAUUUCGACGAAUUCAAACAGUCGGAACAGCAGAAGAUAAAGAUAAGGCACGAGAGCAACAAGAGGAAAAAAAUUAUUGAGAACGGUAAAAAGUGAGGGACCCGAAGAGAAAGGAGGAGAGGCAGAAGGGCUGCGCCCUUAUAAAAGAAAAACACAAAUAAUGAAAAAGUUAGCUAAAACAAGCGAGCAGCAAAGCCGAAGGGCAAAAACGCAUGCGGCAGGUGUAUAGGCAAGCUAGAUGGAAAAUAAAAAUAUACGUAAAAACGAUACAAGCGAAGUGAACACGUGCGUGAAAGGAGCGCAAGGGGCGCGUAGAAGGGGAGCGGCUUGACCAUGAACGGCUAAACAGGGGAAGAGCGAGAGAGGAAGGUCGAAGGAAGCAACAGCGGUGAGCGUCGGGGAAGAGACCGGAGUCCGAGACCUUCACCGAGACCCAGUUGGCGCGCAGCGCGAGGGCUUGCGCGCUCGCAUUCUCUCUCUCACUCUCGCUCUGUCGCUCGACAUUGCCCCUGAGAGCGAGAACAGCCCCCGGCCGAAGGUCUAUCCCUCCCUGGUCAAGGGAUGCGCGUUCCUUGUCAACCCCUCACUUUCUCCGAUCGCUACGCAGGCAGCGCCAGCACCCCUCUUUUUCACUUUCACUCGUCGCUCCACGGGGAUAUGUUCUGGGGCUGCAUGCAAAUAGACCGACAGAGACGGAGAGAGCGAGAGGAAGAAAAAGCGCGCGCAGCCUGGCACCUGUCGCUCGACACGUGUGCGCACGCAGACGCAAGCUUUAUCCUUCCCAGCCCGACUGAUCCUGCCUGGCUGCUCUUAGCCAAGGCCUAGAACUUGACGCGCGUGACCCUCUUCCCUCCUGCCGCCUCGCGCGCUCGUCCCGUCUCUUUCCCUCCUCAGCUUUUCGGCUUGUCGGCGUGAGUGGCCGCUGCGGAUGCGCGUGCGCGCGCCCGGCGCCGACCGCCGACGUCGCUCCUGCGUGCUGCCGUCCCGCUCGGUCUGCUCGCCUGCCUGCCUGCCUGCCCGCCUGUCCGUCUGCCUGUCGCUCGUAUACCCGACGAGAGACCGCGUUUCGUUCUCGCUCGAAGCUACCGUCGAGCAGUCUGCACUGUGCUGUUCUUUUCCAGUUGCACUUUUGCAAACGCUCACACCUCGACCUUCAACUGAAGCGAGCUCGGCCAAGCUCAUUGGCAACUGCAGCUGCUACCAGGAUUAUGAUCAACUGUAAUCCAAGGGCUGACCACUUGGCGAAUCCUCGACGCGUUGCUUCGAGACUCGAUCGCUUAGAGUACCUUGGACGAGCUGCGGAGGCUCCAGCAUGGGAGUUCUGAAGCCAAUAUCAGACGGCAUCCUCGAGGAAAACAUCGUGCCAAGCGAAGAAGCCAACCACUCGAUCUUUGCUACUGACGAGUGGUCAGAUAACUUUCCUUAUCAAAUUGUGAUUGGUACAGGAGUAGCGCUUAUGGCCCUAGUACUACUUGCAGCCGUAAGCUUCCAGUGCUCUUCGACUUGGAAGUGGCUUAUAGGAGUUGCUCGCCAGGACGGUCACGAUGACGUCGAGGGCGACCUUUCACAACAAAAUGCUAUACGUAUUAGCCAUUCAUUACCCGAUCUACAAUCUGAACCUAUCACUCAUGAAUACGUGCAAGAACAAAAGGACACCAAAAAAGUACAGGUCUUACGACAAACAACAUUACCAAUUGUCCCGAUGAGGCAUCAAAAUUUUCAACGUCAACUGUCUCAUCGAUUAGAUUUACCCAACAUCAAAUUUAGCAUUUGCAGUCUCGAAAAUCGCAGUAACUCACGUCUCGGCCUUAUCAAACCGGAACUAUAUAAAAAAGAUUUGACACGCCAAGAAAGCAACGAAAGUUCAAGCACUGGUGAAAUGGAAAGCGCAGGAAAACUUCACUUUGCCUUGCGAUAUGAUAAAGAGAUCGAAGGUCUUGUAGUAAAGGUCUUGGAGGCUCGAGAUUUGCCAAUCAAAGAUGUAUCAGGAAGCAGUGAUCCAUACGUAAAAAUAUACCUUUUACCUGACAGAAAAAAGAAACAUCAAACUAAAGUUCAUCGGAAAAAUUUGAAUCCCAUCUUCAAUGAAACAUUUAUUUUUAGCGUUCCUUACGAAGAAUUGCAUGAAAGAUAUUUGCAAUUCUCCGUUUACGAUUUUGAUCGAUUUUCACGUCAUGAUUUAAUAGGACAAGUAGUAUUGAGAGAUCUAGCAGAUUGUACAGAUUUUGAACAUGAAAUCGAGUACACUAUGGAUAUAAUGUGUACCAUACAGGAUAAAGUCGAUCUUGGUGAGCUGAUGAUGUCUCUUUGUUAUCUACCUACGGCUGGGCGCCUUACUCUCACCGUAAUUAAAGCUCGAAAUUUGAAAAAAAUGGAUAUUACCGGCUCGUCGGAUCCAUACGUUAAAGUUUACUUAUUAUGUCAAGGUAAACGAAUAAAGAAGAAAAAAACUAGUGUAAAGAAAGGUUGUCUUAAUCCCAUUUACAAUGAAGCACUUGUUUUUGAUGUCCCAGCAGAAAAUAUAGAAGACGUCAGUCUCAUUAUCAAAGUCAUUGAUUACGAUAGGAUUGGAUCUAAUGAAUUGAUGGGUUGCACAGCAAUUGGAGCAAGUUUCAUUGGAAUCGGAAGAGAUCAUUGGUUAGAAAUGUUAGAUAAUCCACGAAAACCCGUUGCUCAAUGGUAUAAUCUAUCAGAAUGCGUAGCUGGUCACAUUCCAUCAUCUGAUCAAUUGCCAGUCAGCUUGAGUUGCUUAACUAAAAGAUGAAGGUAUCAUCCAAAAAGUCGCUGUAGCGAUGAAUGUCAACCUCUGUUUGAUAUGAGCCCGAAUACUAUUCUUGUUUGUCAAAACUUUCAACAUAUUGCUUGUUGAAGACUUUUGAUGACAGCGAUGUUUCAAGAACUAUGUAGAGCCACUCUGAAAGUGGAGGCUACAUUAUAAUUCCUUCGUGAUUAUGAGCAGAAUCUACAUAAAAUCUAGGACGAAGAACUACGGAUUAUAAUUCUUAUUUAUUAUUGAUACUAAUGUAUAAGUAACUUUUCGGCUAGACUUAUUCAUUUUUCUGUUUUGUAUGACUUACUCUUAAUUCUAUUAUAACAUUUUUUAUUUCAAAAAUAUAAUUCAAUUUUUUGACGUUUAUAUUAAUAUAUUCUAAAAUAUAAGAAAUUUUUUUCACAUAUCAUCAAUAUUAUAAGUAAAAACGGACAUUUGGUAUAGUCUUCUAAUUAUUUUUGUUUAUAAUGAUACAUUUAUACAGUAUCAUUAUUAAGGUUGUUUAAUCGAAGAAGGGAAAAGGCCUUAUUUUUGUGGCAUUAGAUGAAUCGAAAGAUAACAGCGAAAGAAAUAUAGAUAGGAUAGUUUGGAAAUCGUAGCUUGGAUAAUAACGUAGCUUUAUAACUCAUAAAUGUAAUAGAAUAAGCAGUUAAAUUAUUUAUUGAAAAACGCGCCAAUAUUUACAUGUCUUUACAACUGAAAGAUUAAACAUAAACAUAAACUGUUACCAUGUAAUUUUUCAUUGCAGUUGUAAAAUAUAAUAUAAUUAUAAAACGUGAAAAACAAAAAAAGAUUUCAUGUUUAACAGCGACAACUAAUAGUUGAAUGAAUAUAAAGAUCAAUACUCGACGAUAAUAUAAUUAACAUAUGGACAUUCAAUGUCAUGUAGAUUUAAACUAGAACCUGCAAAUGAUUUUCGACAAGAAGAAAGUAUUUUGCAUAAUGACGCUAUAGAUGCAUUGUAUUUUUAUUAUGUUGAUAUAAUCAACAACUUGAAUUAUUCUAUGAAUUAAAAAAAGUUAUACAACAGCUAUGUUUUUGGUAAUCUUAUAAUAAUAUUAUUUUUUGUAGUCUACUUUAUCCUAUCGGCAAUAUUAAAGCUAAAUCAUUUAUUCAUCUUCUAAUUCUCAAAGUAAUAAAAUACUUACAUGCUCAGUGAGAAUAUAACCAUACGUAUAUAAGAAACAUGUAAAUGUUCGAUGAAAGAAACUGUCAAAAUAUUUAAAAGUAAUAUAGUGAGAACUAUUUUUAGGGAAAUAUAAGUAGUUAUAUAAUAAAUAACAUGCCAAAAUUAUGUAUCUUAUUAAGAUAGUUAAGAGAAAGAUUGACUUUUUGUAUAAUACAAAGUAACAUAUGAAGGUUAUCUAUUAUGGCAUGAAUAUGAUAUAAAAAUUCUCUAAAAAGGUUAAUUAAUCGUGUCCAUUUCCAUAGAUAUGGAUACGAUAGUUGUGUUUACACACAUUUCCAAAAGCUAUAUUAAUUUCUAUUAUAAUACUAUCAACACAAUAGAAAGAUAAUUGUUUUUUAUAUUUUAUUUGGGUAGUUACUAGAUACCAAAUUUAUUAUUAUGUUUAAAAUCGACAAAAUCCAAUAAAGAAUCUAAUGUGUAUUCUUUUCAAUUUGUUCAUUUAAAAUCUAAUUAAUUUACAUAAAUCAUUCUUUAUAUUUACUAUUACAUUUACACAAAAGUAUCAUUAUGGAAUAAGACCAUAUAUAAAUUAAAACUCAUUGUUAAUCUAUUGAGGUAAGACUCCGGUGGUUUACUAGGCAUGCGGACAAUUGUACACUUUUUCAUUGUACACAUAAACUAUUUUACACAAUAACAUGGUGAAAAUCAGCAUGUAUCAAUUCUUACACUAUGUUACAGUGUACAAUAAUUUCUGUGUAUAAUAAAACCGUGCACAAUUGUCCGUAAGCCAUUUACUAUAACAAGCGAAAAAACAAUACAUGCAUAAUUAAUGAUAAAUGAAUAAAAAAGUGCAGAUAUAUGCAUAAUUGUGCAUAAAUCUAUAAUGUCAUAUUAUUUUUGUUGCUUUGCUAUUGUUAUGUAAAUACGUGAUAAUACUAAUUGAAAUAUAAUUUUAGUUAUUAUAACUAUAUAAUUAUUAUUAAUUCAAAAAAUUAUAAUAUGAAUUAAUCGGCUUUAUUUACAUUUUUUAAUUAAUUUUAAUAAAUUAACCUGUUUAAAAUAAUAAUAAAUAGCAUUUAUUCAUGCCUUCAAAAAAUUGCUUACUGUUAUAUUCUAGUUCUAUCAAAGUCGUUAUGUAAAAUAUUAUUUUAGAGUUAAAGAAGUGAGUUUGCUUAUUUAUAAAAGAAAUGUUACAUAUGAUAAAAAUAGCGCUGUAAUUCAAAAUAAUUAGUACUCUCUAUUAUAUUUUUUCGUGAAUCAAUUUAGAUUUUUACUUGCACGAUUAAUUCACUAACAAAAUUUAUUUUUAUUAUAUAUAUUACAUAUCAUCAGAGUCAAGCCUUCGUAAUUACAAUAGUCUUAAUAAUUGGAUGAAUGUAAUAUUAAGAACGGAGUCACAAAGACAAUAAAUCAUACUUAUUUUUAUAAAUGACUGCUUUCUCGUAAAACGUAUCCGUACAAAUUUCUAUUUUCUAACUCCUAAGCUGUUACAUUUGAAAAGACUGACACUCUAAAAUUACUUCAUUGAUCGUGAAUCUUAUGUUUCAAAACAUUACAUUUAGUCAAUGCAUCUUUUUUACAUAUAAUUUCCUAACUGUGAAGGUUAAAAAAGUACUGAAAUAUGGUUGUGUGAAGCUAAAUAGGCAUUCUAUUAAUACAUCUACAGAAAGAUCUACAUUGCUAAUGUAACUUUUUAUACAUAUUCAACAUUUCACAAGUGAUGUACACGAUUAAUUUUCUUUGCAGUUGUGAAAGAUGUAUAAGCUAAAAGUUCGUAUAUCCAAAGCUAAGUGUCAAUUCUGAAGUUGUUGAUUAAACCAUACAAUAUAAAAUUUUAUAAUACUUUUUAACACACACAGACACAUGUAUACAAACACCUAUUCUAUAUAAAUAUAUGUUUGUAUGUGUGUAUGUAUGUAUGUAUGUAUGUAUAAUGUAUAUAUGUAUGUAUCACCACAUUUCAAUGGAGCUACUGAAAAUCAUAACACUUACUAGACACAAUUUCUUUGCGCAUUGAAAUUACAAAUGAUGCAAAAUAAAGUAGAACAAAAUUGAAUAGUAAAUAAUAAUUUUAUUUGAAAAAACUAACCUCUGUAAAUUAUUUGGCGUGCGGACAAUUGUACGCGGUUUCAUUAUACAUACAAAUUAUUGUUCACAGUAUCAUAACGUAAAAAUUGUUACACAUUGAUUCAUGUCAUGUUUUUGUGCACAAUCAUUUAUGUGUAUAAUAAAACCAUACAUAAUUGUCCGCACGCUACAUAGUUGUAUUUAAAUAACUUUAUGUUUUGAUAGCAUGAUGAAUAUAUAAACGAAUGAAGAUUUAAAAGCUCCAUAUGUAAUUGAAAUAAAUAAAUGUAAAAUGUGCAAAGCGUUAAGAUUCAUAAACGAAUCCAAAAUAUUACAUGUAUUCUAUUAGGCUAGAAAAGCGAAAACCUUGAUAAUUAAUACGAAUAUGGUAAUUGGUUGCAAUUUCGGAAAUGAUAUUUUCAGUACAUGAUCUACGAUUGUUAAUAUUGUUUGAACUAAUUUGGAAAUACCUUCUAAAUUUCUUUCGACAGUGUUGGUGCAAUCAUAACAUUUAUUAUGCAUACAUUUUAACUUAUAAUUCAUUAUUUCAUAUUAUAAUAACAUACUUUAAUAUACCACGAUUUCUACUUUAUUACAGCAAUCAUGCUUCAAGUUAACAUAACGUCUUAAGCUUUAUUUCACGAGGUAUGUGAAGUAUAUAACUGGACAUCUAGCAAUUCUAUCGGUUACUACAUGUGCAAAAUAUUACGAAUGCAAUUAUUUGAUUGAUAAAAAUAAAGUAUUUUUUAUAUUAUUCUAAUUUAAUGACUUUUUGUUUGAAUAAACAUUUUUAUUUCGUAGAGUUCUAUUCAAAAUUAUAAUCAAGUAGAUAUUCUUGUGCUUUCAAUGUGCUUACAAUGUAAAAAAAUUUAAUUAAAUAUCAUCGAUAACAACUGGAAAAUUCAAAUUAAACUUUAAUUAAAGAAAAGUACAAUUUAUUGACUUAUCAAUUUUUACAGACGAACUAAUAUAAUCUGAUAUGAUUAUAGUAUGUAUGAAGAUGAGUAAAUAAAGGUACUGUAAGAUAUUUUUUUUUAAUAAUUAUAAUUGAGCUUCUCUUACAGUAUAUUUUUUUUAUAAUAGUACAGAGUAUAAAUGAAGCUAAAAUAAAUGUCAAGUUUCUAAACAUUUUAUAUAACUUGUAAAAAAUAAUUUCUUAUUUUGAUAAUGUUUUCAGUUUCACAUUCUAUAAAUAAAAAAUUUAAUUGUCAAAAAUUUUUGAAAAAUCAGGUACUAAUUAACGAAGAGAAAUUAACUCGAAAGAAUCUUCUAAACAGAUAUUUGUCUGCUGGUUGUGUCAUUUUCUUGUCAUUUACUCAUUAUUAUUGCUUUUAACGAAUUCCUUUUUAUAAUUUUUUAAUGUUAGCUAACUUUAUUUUAUAAUAUUCUACACGCGCUUCUAUAAUUCCAGAAAAAAACUUAUUUUUAAACCAAAAAUCAUUUUGUUAUAGAAAAAAGUAUAAAUUACGGUAUUCCAUGUUAUUUCAAGAUAUUUUAUUCAUUAAAAAAAAUUAAUAUGGAUAAAAAUGUCUGUACCGUUUUGUACUUGAAAAUAUCAAACUGAAAUAUUAAAUUAAGGAUAAUUAAAAAAGACAUCUAAUAUACCAGAAUAGUGAUUAAUAGCUAACUACUGAUAAAAAAUAAGAAUAUGUAUUAUAGAUCAGCGGAAAAUAAUUUUGAAACCUCGAAUAGCAUUCUUCACAGAUGACUAGAAUAUUUUAUUUUGUCCCAGUCUCUUGUUGAUAGCUAUUAAUAUUAUAAAACCUAUACAAUAGAUAUACGUAUUAGCAAUAGGUAUAUAUGAAAUUAAUGAAAUGUUGUUUUGUAUAGUUUUACAAUUAUUUCAUAAAAUAUUGAUCAUGUACUUCAUACAUUUAUAGUCUCAAAAAAAAAAAAUGGAAACCCUAAUUUUAAUUAAAAAAAUACAAGGAUUUUUGUUGAAUUGUGAUCAUUUGUAAUCUACAUCCUCCGUAAGUCAAUUAAUAUGUGAAACAUUUUUGUGAUUUUAGCAAAAGAACAUAACUUAUACGUAUCAUCAUAGGAGUUAUAUUCUUUUACUGCGUAUUAGUAUAUUUAUCAUAAAAACUAUGACUAAUACUUAUCAUUCUUAUAACUGUUUAGAUGCUUAAAGUACUUAACUAUUGAAUAAUAAUUGCAAGCUAAUGAAUGAAUGGUCAAUAUCAUUCAAUUUAUUUUAUUUUCAGUAAAUUUGCUUUAAUGUUUGAUAAAAUAGAAAUUUAUUGAUGAGAUUGAUUUGUAUAAUGAUUUCUACAAAAAGUGCGUUAAGUCGGCUCGGUUUUUACCAAAUUUUAUAUUUGGCUGCAUAUUCUUUAUAGAUAAAAUAAUAUAAAAUACUUAUACUCAUCGCUAUAAAUACUUAUUUAUGACACUCUUAUUUAUCUACAGGAAAAUUAAAAUCCAUGUCAAAAAUCUAUUUUUCGAUGAUAGUUUAGAAUUAAAAAAAAACAAAAACAAAAUAAAAAUACAAAAAUUAAAACAAAUGAAAAAUUAAUUGAAUUUUACAGAUCACAAUGCGUUGAAAACCAUAUCUUGAUUUAUUUUUCAUUAAAAAUUGUAUUUCUUGUAGAGCGUUGUAUACUGUAGCACUGUAUAGAAAAACUUUUUGAUGAUAAUCUAAAAUUUACAUAUUUAAGCAAAAAUUGUGAUUUCUAAGUUUUACAAGAUCCGAAAUUUUGAAAAUCAUAUGUUGGUAAAUAUACCAAGAUAUAGUUUUCUCGUCGUAUUUUGACUCGUUCAAUUGGAAUUUGAAGUCAAUCAAACGCUAUUAUUUUGUUUGUUUUUCAUUAAUGUUCAAACCACUACAACAGAUCUAUGAAAGUGGCAUUUUUAUUUUUAUCAGCACUUCUGUGACUAUAAAAAACGGUUUCUAUGAAGAUACGUUGUGAAGAAUCAAAUAAUUUUAAGAUGGGAAACUUUAUGUAGAAUAAUAAAAUCGAAAAACUAAGAGCAUGCACUUUAAAAAAUAAUAUAUUAAGACAUUUUUCUUUUAGAAUGGCAUAUAUUUAGAAUAUUAAAAAACUUUCUUAAUUUGAAUAUAGUUAUAAAUAAUUGGUGAAGCUUGAAAUGCGCCGCAAAGCAUGUACUUUCCAUUUAGUCAGUUCGUAUACAAUAUUCACAUGAUUAAAUUAAAUGAUUCCAUGUACAAAAACAAUUUUUCAUACUGUUACUAUAACCUAGUUAUUUCACGGUUACUGCUACUGUUAUCAUCUUGAACUGUGAAUGUUGUUAAGUAAUUUAUGAAAUAAAUUUGUAAUAAGUUAGUAUGACUAAUACGAAUGUCAAGCGUAGCAAUUAAUUUUGAUGUAGUUCAUGUAUAAACAUA
This is a messenger RNA of Phymastichus coffea, 9853 nucleotides long. RefSeq names its product synaptotagmin-9-like. Gene Ontology annotation, molecular function: calcium-dependent phospholipid binding; phosphatidylserine binding; SNARE binding. The coding region runs from base 1857 to 3308 and encodes 483 amino acids. Gene Ontology annotation, cellular component: membrane. Gene Ontology annotation, biological process: calcium-ion regulated exocytosis; cellular response to calcium ion; regulation of calcium ion-dependent exocytosis. Lineage: Eukaryota; Metazoa; Arthropoda; Insecta; Hymenoptera; Eulophidae. The record is from RefSeq and is a predicted model, not a curated record. The transcript is spliced from 11 exons.